ACAGGGAUCGGAGCGAGGCUGCUGGAGUCAGAUUAGUGUUGUUGUAGGGAGGGAAAAUAAAAAAAAAAUCCUCAAUUCAGGUUCACACGCUGCAACCUCUGGAUUAAAAACACCGCAGUGUUUUCUCAGGCGUUUCCAACAGGGAGGACGGCACUGAAAGGAUUUGCGCAAAUCGCUGUUAUAGAAGUUUGUACGCGGAGUUUCGAGAGUAGUUUCGGGUGGGCUGACCGAGCUAGCCCGGCUGCCCGCUGUGCCUCCCUCCUGUCACGGCCAGCCAGCCGUAAGUGAGCCCGCUGUCCUGCUCUCCUUCCAGCUGUGGUGAAUCAUGGCGCUCAAAGCCAGAGCGCUGUACGACUUCAACUCUGAAAACCCCGGCGAGGUGUCGGUGAGGGAGAAUGAAAUCCUAACUUUGUACGGCGAAAAGGACAUUGAGGGCUGGUUGGAAGGGGUGAACAGCAAAGGAGAAAGGGGACUGUUCCCCGCUUCGUACGUGGAGAUCUUGAGGAACGACGCCGCCUCCACGGUCAACAACAACAGCUGCAGCACAUCUGGGAACGCUUACCUGGACUCCAGAUACGCAAACAUCCCAUCCGGGGGGUUUGACGGCUCUCAUAAACCUAAAGUUGAUAACUUAUCUAAACCGUCUGCUCCUGCUUUCGCCACUUUCUCUCAGCCUCUGCAACAGCCGCAGCAUCACAGUUACCAGCAGCCCAGCCAAGGGAGCGAUGAUGACUGGGAUGAUGACUGGGAUGACAGCUCCACUGUGGCAGAUGAGCCAGGUACUAUUGGAGGACGGUACCAUGACUAUGAAGGCAAUGGGCCCUCUACUUACAGAGUGACAACAUCCUCAGUGUCAAGAGGUAAUGCGCAGCAAGCAAAGAGCUCUGCUACAGUCAGCAGGAACCUGAACAGGUUCUCAACUUUUGUGAAGUCAGGGGGAGAGGCGUUUGUGCUCGGGGAGGCAUCUGGCUUUGUGAAAGAUGGGGAUAAAAUCUGUGUGGUGAUGGGCACGUAUGGUCCAGAGUGGCAAGAGAACCCUUACCCAUUCACCUGCGCGAUUGAUGACCCCACUAAACAGACCAAGUUCAAGGGCAUGAAAAGUUACAUUUCCUAUAAGCUGACACCCACGCACACGCAGAACCAGGUGAACAGGAGGUAUAAGCACUUUGACUGGCUGUAUGCUCGGCUGGUGGAGAAGUUUCCUGUUAUCUCAGUGCCGCACAUUCCAGAGAAGCAGGCCACAGGGCGCUUCGAGGAGGACUUCAUAUCCAAGAGGAGGAAGGGCCUCAUAUGGUGGAUGAACCACAUGACCAGCCACCCUGUCCUGGCCAGGUGUGAUGUUUUCCAGCACUUCCUCACCUGCAACAGCGCAGACGAGAAGGCCUGGAAGCAGGGGAAGAGGAAGGCGGAGAAGGACGAGAUGGUCGGAGCCAACUUUUUCCUCACCAUCAGCCCCCCACCGGCUCCACUAGACUUCCAGGAGGUGGAGAGCAAAAUAGACGGAUUCAAGACUUUCACCAAAAGAAUGGACGACAGCACCUUGCAGCUCAAUGCCACUGUCAACGAGUUUGCCCGAAAGCAGAUCAGUGGCUUCAAGAAGGAGUAUCAAAAAGUAGGGAUGUCAUUUAAGGUCCUCAGCCAAGCCUUCGAAAUGGACCAGCAGGUAUAUUCUGUAGGACUCAACCAGGCUAUCUCCUUCACUGGGGACACAUUUGAAGCCAUCGGAGAAUAUUUUGCUGAGCAGCCGAGCAAGGAUCUCGACCCAAUCAUGGAUUUGUUAGCUCUUUACCAAGGACACCUGGCAAACUACCCAGACAUCAUCCAUGUCCAGAAAGGAGCGCUGACGAAGGUGAAGGAGAGCCAAAAGCAUGUGGAGGAGGGCAAGAUGGACCGGGCGCAGGCGGAAGGCAUCAACGAUCGCUGCAACAUCAUCUCCUGUGCUACGCUGGCUGAGAUCCAGCAUUUCCACCAGAUCCGCGUGCGAGACUUUAAGGCGCAAAUGCAGCACUACCUACAGCAGCAGAUCACCUUCUUCCAAAAAAUCACGGGCAAGCUAGAAGAGGCUCUGCAGAAGUACGACAACGCGUAAUGGAUUGCUCGUCUCGAUCCACUGGUUUAGACUUGGUGAUGAAUGACCACGCACUCCCUUUGUCCAGCCUGCGGCAUCUUGGCAAAGAUCAGCCAGCUCCACACACACACACACACACACACACACGCA
This is a messenger RNA of Archocentrus centrarchus (flier cichlid), 2218 nucleotides long. RefSeq names its product sorting nexin 18a (gene snx18a). The record is from RefSeq and is a predicted model, not a curated record. Gene Ontology annotation, biological process: mitotic cell cycle; plasma membrane tubulation; endocytosis. Bases 326 to 2089 code for a protein of 587 amino acids. Lineage: Eukaryota; Metazoa; Chordata; Actinopteri; Cichliformes; Cichlidae. Gene Ontology annotation, cellular component: plasma membrane; cytoplasmic vesicle. Gene Ontology annotation, molecular function: protein binding; phosphatidylinositol binding. The transcript is spliced from 2 exons.